AUGAUAAUUGACAUUAAGAAAGGCACUACGUGUGUUUUAGCAGAGGCAGUUCUCAGUAUUGUCUAUGCCAGGCUAUUUCUUUCAUUUCAACAAUGUAGCUGCUACUAGUAGCUCUGUGUGUCUUCCCCCUAAAGGUGAACCACCCCUUAAAAUAAUCCUGUCAAGCCAGUCAGUUUGCCUUAGAAAUCUGAGACGCUGAAGAAACUGCUUGAGAAACCCAAUAGCCUACAGACGUCUUAACUGGAUUUACUCACGCGCGCCCUCUGCUGGCUUCUAUUAGCACUGCGCGGACACUUGUGGUGACACAGCAGCAUCGAGAGAACAAAACAGAAAGACAACGAAAGAAGUUUGCUGAGAAGGUGGCGAGACGUGUGACCAUGUCUGUGCGCGUCUUUUCCUCCUUUCUAUGGAAUAUCUGGACUAAGAUUGUGCAAAUGUGCUCCGCAUUAGUGGCUGCUUUUGGUGACUGGGCCUGGGAAGACGAAGGGAAGGGGCAGCCAGUGGAAGAAGAGAAGAAGCAAGUUACACGGCAGCAGACAGCUCAGAAACAUGAAGACACAGUAGAUGUCGGUAUUGGGGACAACUUCAGGAAAGCAUUGGAAACAGUUUCAGAGACUAUCUACUCUUUGUACAUCUCUCCAUGGUAUAACGCCCCAGAAGAAAUGAAGGACCAACUGCUUUACAAGGAAUUAAGCAAUGCAAUACAAAAUACAUAUGUUAAAGCACAAAAGAAAACACAUCAUAUUGAAGGCUAUGAAAUAAUAAUAACCAUAGCAAAUAUUCUCACUGAUCAUUUAAAGAGCUUCAGGAAGCUGAGAAGGAAUUGCAGAGAGAUGAUGCGCAAGGAAGAGCUUGAUAUCAUAAGACACCAUACAAACGCUCUGCUGUGCUGUUUGUUACCAGACUCGCUCACAGAGUCCAAGCAUGUCAUGGUUUUCUUAAAUGAAAUUCUAGCUGUAAAUGUCUUAGAACCAACCAUAAAUACAAUGGCAGAUCCCAAUUUUAUUAAUCAGCAGAUAAUCACCUCUUUGGAAUCUGCAGAAAAUGGCACAGAUGGUCACUGCGAUGAAACCCCUGAACAUCUCAAAAGAGCAAGUGCAACAUCUAACACACUGGAAUGUCAGCAACUGCAAUAUAGUCAACAAAAUGGGAUCAAAAAGACAAAGCUCAAUAAAGUGAAAGGUGCUUUUAAAAGACUUUUUAAAAAGUCACCAAGAUCAUUUGGGAAUGACACGUGCAGUAUGUAUAAAUCAUGGAACACUGAACAACAAGAUCCCAGGACAUCAGUGGAAUGCUUCGACACAAUUGAUGGCCCACUUUGUAUAGAGGAGUCUGAUAACUUGUUCAGUAAGUGGAAAAAGGAAGACUGGAUAGCAAGAAUCUCAUUGGUGAGAGAUGGUAUAUAUCACAUCUGUGUAUUACAACGCGAUUAUAUGCAAACAGAAGCCUGGAACGUCAAAAGAAGCACUGAAGACUUUAUUCAAGUUCAUUCCAUUUUGAGCCAGAGGCAUCCCAGGGAAGUACCAGCGUCAUCCAUUUCCGAAGAGUCUUGGAAAUCAAACAAGCAGUUUGUUGCAGACUUUGUUGAUAAACUGGUAAAAUUAACCAAAGAAAAUAAUGACAGCAAGGCAGCUUUCUUUUUGUCACCUUUUAAAUAUACAGAAGAAGAUGAAAACUUAUUUCAUGCCAUUUUUAUUGACAAGGUGGCCACAGAAGAGGAACUACAAGACAGUUCCCUUUCCCACUCAUCAAUAGAAAGCUUGGAUGAUGAUUCUUCUGAGACAGAUGGCAGCAGUUUCAAAAUGCUGACACUCCGGAAGAGGAAUAAAGAUAAAAAAUCAUCUGUCAUGAACAAUGAAGAAAAAAAUGAGGGUUCUGAAUGCAGCAGUGAAGUGAUGCUCACAUACAUUAAAGAAGCAUCAAAAAGUACAGGACCAGUAAAAUGGAAAAGCUACAGCUCAAGUAGACCAGGACAACAAGAUGAACAAGUGAGAGCAGGCAAUUUAGCAGCUGAAAGAAAGAAAAGUUUACGGAAAGAACUCUUUACCUGUCUGUGUCGUUUGGCAGAUGAAAUGCUAGCAGGUGGACAUCACUUAUUUACAUGUCUAAAUUCAUGUGGGACUUUGAAAACCUAUGAAGAAACAGCAUGCCAGCUUGUAACCUGGUUGUUUGAAGAGGAGCAGAUGGUGGGGUACCUAAAUAAACUCAGUGAUAUGAUGAAGAAUUCCGAAGACAUGCCACAACAACAGAUACAACUAGCAGAUAUCAUUCAAAAGCAAGCUUUGGAACAAAUUAAGGAAAAGCUGAUGAGUUUCACGUACGACAGCCGCAUUUAUAGGUUUUUUGUGCAACAUUCUGAUAAAUACAUACAGAUGCCUCUAGACGCACUUCAGGAUCCCAUUGCAAAUAAAUAUGCUCUUUUUAGGCUGCUGAAAGAGCUUACAGAAUAUAUUACAGAGGAACCUAAAGACCCUGCAUAACAACAAAAUAAUGGUUAAAAGACACAAAAAAACUUCCACUCACAGGCUUCUGUCAAAAGGCAGUUUAUACAAAUCCUUAUAGUAGUUGUGUCUACAUUCUAUCAAAAGGUCUGAAAGCUAAUAAAGACUAAUAUUUGGUAGUAGUGCUAUUGUACUGCACUCAUACACAUUUUUCUUGGUAAUCAAUAUAUUGUCUUUUAUACCAUUUAGAUACUGUAAAUAAAUCCUAUAUUAGUGUCUCUACUAAUAUUUUGAAAACUAUUAAUGUAUUUUGAAAAAAAUAAUAUUACUUGAAAUAGUGCUCAGAAAAGAUCAGUUGUUUUGAGGGCUUGCGCUUGCUUCUUUUAUGUGUUACAAAUCUAAUGUAUGUCUCAUUCAUCCUUGCAAUAUUAGUAUUACCCAUAGACUUAUUUAUCCUGGGCCAUUUGGAAAUAUAACAUAUAUAAAAUAUUUUACAGAACCCUCAGAAUUAGUGGUAUUGGAGCAACUGCAAACAACAGGUGCCUAACAUAUUUUCACUGCCCUGUGAUCAGCAAUUUACACAGUGGCAAAUGGUCUGCUGCCUCUAAAGAAACAUGAAACUCCCCCUCUCCAACUGCUCUCUCCCUCUGGCGUGAAGCGGGUGUGGGCAGGGAUGAAAGUGGGCAGGCAGGAGGGCAAUUGGGGAUUGCACUAGGAACUUUCUGAAGAUUAUGGUGCCGCACUGGAAGAACUGUACCCCGGCCCAGUGCAAUAUUUUUAAGGUUAGCGAUUGUAAUAACAGGAGUGCCUAACAUAACAGUACCCCUCAGUGAUUCACACUUUCCUUGUCCCAAAUUAAAGUAAAAUAUUACAUUGUAUAAAUGUACAUUGGUAUCUAGCAUUGCCUAGAGGCACACAAAAUAUAUUAUUCACAGGGUUUCAUCAACCCUAAGGACAACCCUGACAAGAGUCUCCAGAGUUUAUCUAUUUUAUUCUGUUUAAAUGCCUUAGAAACCAUUUUUAACAUACCAUCAGGUGCAUACAUUACAAUAGCACACCUCACCAACAAGUCUCAUCUGAUCCAUGGUGUGGCCAGGUUCAUAGGUAAUCAUAAGGACAAAAGAGUACUGCCAUCUUGUUGCCUACUCCCUAAUUGCACCUUCGUAUAACAGUUGUAUCUUAAAAAACGUUUAUGUGCCAAACAUAUGGUCAUUAUAUCAAACAUAUAAAUCAGAGUAAUAUAUUGGUAGUUAUCUCCUACUGCAAUAGCAUUGGAACAAUAUUCGCUCCAUGAAUCUAAGAAAUCACAUUAGUCAGUCUGAAAUGUAUCUGGAAAAAAGAGGCAUUAUGUUAUAAGAAACAUUUAUAAGACAUUGCUUCAUUCAUACCUUGUGGUUCAACUGUAUCCAUUUUAUGUAUCCUCCAUGCCUCUCUUUGUAGGAGAAGGCGAUUCCUGUCCCCAACUUUCUGUGGGACACAUACCUCCUUCAAAACCAACUUAAUGUGGCUGAACUGUGUUUGUAUAAAUAAAAAUGUUUCCCAA
This is a messenger RNA of Xenopus laevis (African clawed frog), 3984 nucleotides long. RefSeq lists its product as uncharacterized. Lineage: Eukaryota; Metazoa; Chordata; Amphibia; Anura; Pipidae. The record is from RefSeq and is a predicted model, not a curated record. The transcript has 18 exons. Bases 378 to 2480 code for a protein of 700 amino acids.